Molecule: messenger RNA, 7782 nt
Organism: Marmota monax (woodchuck)
Lineage: Eukaryota; Metazoa; Chordata; Mammalia; Rodentia; Sciuridae
Gene: Cmtm4
Product: CKLF like MARVEL transmembrane domain containing 4
Exons: 4
Coding region: 38-664 (208 amino acids)
Cellular component (GO): membrane
Source: RefSeq, a predicted model, not a curated record
GGCCCGCCGCGCGAGGCGGCCCGGGUCGGGCGGCAGCAUGCGGAGCGGCGAGGAGCUGGACGGCUUCGAGGGCGAGGCCUCGAGCACCUCCAUGAUCUCGGGCGCCAGCAGUCCGUACCAGCCCACCACGGAGCCGGUGAGCCAGCGCCGCGGGCUGGCCGGCCUGCGCUGCGACCCCGACUACCUGCGCGGCACGCUCGGCCGCCUCAAGGUCGCCCAAGUGAUUUUGGCCCUGAUUGCAUUCAUCUGUAUCGAGACCAUCAUGGAGUGCUCCCCAUGUGAAGGCCUCUACUUUUUUGAGUUUGUAAGCUGUAGUGCAUUUGUGGUGACUGGAGUCUUGCUGAUUCUGUUCAGUCUCAACCUUCACAUGAGGAUCCCCCAGAUCAACUGGAACCUGACAGAUUUGGUCAACACUGGACUCAGCACUUUCUUUUUCUUUAUUGCCUCAAUUGUACUGGCUGCUUUAAACCACAAAACCGGAGCAGAAAUUGCUGCUAUGAUAUUUGGCUCCUUGGCCACAGCAGCCUAUGCGGUGAGCACGUUCCUGGCUGUGCAGAAAUGGAGAGUCAGUAUCCACCAGCAGAGCGCCAAUGACUACAUUCGAGCCCGCACUGAGUCCAGAGACGUGGACAGUCGCCCCGAGAUCCAGUGCCUGGACACGUGAGGAUUUCUGGAGUCCUCCUUCCUCUCAUCCUCAUGCCCAUCUUUCCAAUCAAGUUUUCUUUCCCUCGGCACGUCAAACUUUCAUGUGAUUUAGUUGAAUUUUGUCUUCUUAAGUUCACUUUGGGAAAGGGCAUCCAUAGUGGCCCAGUGGACAGGUGUGUGGUGGCCUGAAAAGACCCAUGUCCUCGAGUGUUGGGUGGCUGUGGGAGCCUCUGGCCACACUGACCUCCUGUGUCUACUCUAGGGCUUAAGUGUCCCAGAGUGCAGGCUCCCAUCUGACUCUGAGCCAUCCUGUCAUGUAUUUGUGAUGAGUCAAGACUUUGGGUUAAAUGGGGCUGCUAAAGAGGGGAAAUACAUGUCAAGGAAUGAAGGUUAGGGUUAAAACAGUCACCAGUGCUCUGGGCAGGUAUUGAGUCUGGCUACCAGGAUCCACUCUCCUCAUCUUCCCUGCACCUGGUGUCCAGGUAGCUAGCACAUCCUGAAGGCCACAGGGUACUCUGAGGGUUUUGGUGAUGGAUGUGCUGGUAGAUCUUCUGCCUGGUCAUAACAGGGACAGGAAAAGCUGGUGUCCUGUGGGGGGACAGCUCCCAGGACUGCCUGAUUCACGGGAGAGUCACUUUUUCUUUCCUACUCUGCUGAGAAAUCACUUGAUUCUUCCUCAAAUGAAUCAUCUUCCUGAGUCCCAGAUUUUUUUUCCAGGAAUAUGGAGACCACCUUGUUUUCCAGAUUCCUGUCUACCCUAAAUACUUUGAGAAUGAAUUGUGGGGUGUCUGUAAUUUUACCGACUCAGGUAAAAGCCGCAAAAGAAACAAUACAUUUUAGCAGCCAAAGCACUUGCCUGUUUGCUGCCUUCAUGGACCACAUUUGUGUUACAAAUCAGCACACACAAACACUUCCCUGUGUUUUAGGGGUGUGUGUUCAUUUUCUAAGUGAGUUCUAAAGUGAUUCUGAGUAGAUUUGUCCAGGAUUUGAAAAUACUUGAAUUUGCACCAGGACACGUCCUCCCACUGACAUUUCAGUAGGCACUGAUUGUUGCCCUGGGGGCCUGAGCGCCAUCACUAUCAACAGCAGCUCUUGGGAGUUGUUGGGGGAAGUCCUAGUUACUUAAGGUUUUUGAUUGAUUCUUGAUAAAAGUGAAGAUUUGUGUGUGUGUGGUGAAUGAGAGGGUUAAAAUAAGACCCUAUAAUGUUAUAGUUUUGUUGUUGUUAAAAACUAAUAUCUUUUAAUGAAAAAUUUGUUUUAGUUUGUCAGGUUUUCACUCUUUAAACUGUUUAAUGUUUACAGACAUCACUGUAGCUCUCAUAUUUUGUGUUUAGCCCUCACCAAGGAAAAGGUACCACUGGUGGAAGGAUUUUGUAGUAGUCUGGAGAAACCCCAGGAUCUUGUACUGAGGACUGUUUAUAGCUUUAGCAAUGUCUUGUGAGGUAGACAACCCGGAAGAGAGAAGAGGGGUGGUAUAUGUUUGGGGUAAGGAGAGGAAUAUUUGUAGGAAGCCCCCUCUAAUGCACGUGUGGCAUUGUGUUCUUCAGAAAAGAGCAGCAUCCUGUUCAACAGUGAGGAUGGGUGUCUGCUAGACUAGGACUCUACAGGAAGUGGUGCCAUGCUGUGCCUUGUGGUCAGGUUAAAGGUUAGCUCCCUAACCCAACAUCCAGUAUAGAUCAGUUCUGGUGCACUUCCUGUCCAGACAGUGGCCCAGAUCACAUGAAGCACAAGUCUGCAUCAGGGGAUGACCCAGCUAGUCUUGUGGUUACUCCCCUCUUCUGCCACAGAGGUCAGCCUGGCCUGGUUACAGCUGGGUAUAGUGUGCCGUGUAGCUGAUGGAGCCCUCUUUCCUUGCCUGUUGUGAGUCAGUACGUAGCAUGCUUCACAAACUUUGAACCUGUGAUAUGUAAUGAUGUGUGGGAAGCUGAUGACAUCUGAAUUUUAUCUGUUCAUUUUACAUAUUUGUUCUGCAUUGAUGAGUGAGUCUACAUAAUCAAAACUGAGGUUAUCUUCCAAUUAAAAAAGAGAAUUCCACUUAAAAUAGGAUCAUAAAGACUGAGGCUUGCAUUGGAUUGGGCCUACUUGGAAGGACCACCCUGAACUUUAUCAGAUAUCUGCUGGGAGUCAAGUUACUUGGCCUUUUAUUAAGGCUACUUUUGAAGUGAGACUGAAAGAGAAAACCAUUCAGGCAAGAUCAUUGCUCAAGUUUUCCAAGUCACUUCAGUAAAACCAGUUUAUCAUCUGAUGAAAGGAGACUGUUGACUUGCCUCCUAAUAUGUACUGUCAGCUGAAAAAAGUUCUGAGGCCAAUCAAGACCAGAAAUGCUGAGGCAUGAUAAAAAGUGAUGAUGCCUGUACCCAGAGAGACUUUGGAGUUAAUUUGCAUCUUAGUGACAGAAUCUUUGGACUGUUUAUGUCCCUGUAACUACUUAAUAUCAUUUGUCAUGAGGCUUCUCCAUGAAGUGGCCUGUACACUUUCUAGUUGGUGUAGUGCAUAGCCCUGUCUCCUCAUAUACCCAUAAUGUAGGGAGGGAAAGUUAUGAAGGGAAUACGGCUGUCUACUGAGAAUGUAAAGAAACCUGCAUUUUUCUUAUGUUGCUUCUGUGUACAAACAAAAGACAAUCUAGAUUUGGAGGUCUUAAAUUGAUCUCUUAGAAAAUUGAAGAAGCAAUUUUGCAACUAGUAGUUCCAGUUUAGACCAGUGUCACUUAGGUUUGAGGUAUUUUAAGGCUAAGGCAACCUUAGAUUUCUGUUUUCUGGUGGGAUGAAUUGGCUUUCAUUGUUGGAGUACAACUGGAAGGGAGAUGUGUUCCUGGAGAUGUGGCAACCCGCAGCACUUGGUAGAACCUAUGGCGGUUUUGAUGGAUGCAAACACUGACAUCUUCAGAGGAAGUUUAUUUUGACACUGAUUUUGUUAGCUGGGUGCUUUUCUUUUCUGAUUCCUUUACCCCUUUUUGUGCUGCUGAAGACAUGGAAGGCAACCCCUUUUUCCUUUCAUACAGAGAGACUGUUGCCAUGAAAACCUAAAAAUGCUUGUUGGCCUAUGGUAAGGGCAAACAGAUUAAAAUAUUCUCAGUGGAAUUUGAUUUAAAACAAAGAGACAUCCGAGGGAGAUUGUUUUUUAUCUACAAAAAAAAAAAUGUAAUAAUGACCCUACUUCCAGCCUACAUCUUUCUUAGCAAUGGUCACUGAAGUGCUCCAGUUGGCUGCACAGCUACAGGGAAAUCGGCAAGGAUGCCAGACUCUGAGUGCUUGGCCCUGGGUCCACUUUACCAUCUCCUGCAACAGGCCAAGGGUAUCUGGCCUCCACCCUGGGUUAGAUGAUUCUGGUAAGAGCCUUGUGAAAACAUUCCUACUCUCUUCAAGUUUGCAGUUUUAUCCACCUUCUGUAAAGCUUUCCUAGUGACUCAGACGUGGGUUAAGCCACAGGCAUUCUCUGAGGAGAGGAAGCCCUAACUCUUAUCUGCACAUGUAUGUGAAUUCUUGCUUGCUGUGAAUGAGCCUCAGAUAACCCUUGUGUGUGGCCCAAGCUCACCUCUACUCCUAGUUUUGCAUGCACUAUUUGGAAGAAACCCCUUACCUAUCAAUGUGCUUUCAGAGGUCUCAUGUCUGUCUGUGCCAGAUUUCUUGUGGGUAGGUCUUGGGACCUGUCCUAACCAAAAAAGAAAGAAAAAAAAAAAGAGCAUGAAGACUUGUGGCCAAGUUAGUAUUAAGUGGUUACUGCUGUGCCAUCUGUGUCCAAAACAAAGCAAUCAUGAAAUCAUUGUGCCACUACCUGAUUGUCAUUUUCUCUAGACCUUGUCUGUGGAGCAGUAGCAGAACUGGUAAUACACUUUCUAGACUGAGAGCUGCUGGGCAAUUUUCAUGAGCAGAAGAAAAGUUGUUUCUGGCUCUAGGGACUGCUGUUACCUGGGAGGUCUCCAGGUGCCUUUUAAGUUUCUUGAGAAGUUGCAGGAUCCAAGUCUUCUGUUUCCUUGGUCUGUCUGAUUUUGAUCAGUACCCACUCCUAGGACCAACUAGGCAAGGGACUUGGUGGGCAGAUGAGGUCAACACAGGGGUGGGUGAGAAGUGAGGAGGAAGGGAAAGGGGGCUUUUGUUGGCACCAGGUGUGUUUAUACCUCAGGCUACUUAAGGAAUGUGUUUUUGGCUCACCACCUUCCUAUGCUCUUAUGUUUAGAAGGGUGAGAUCUUGGGUUUCAGAAUCAGCCUGAAGACGAGAGCUGACCAUUGGGGACUGGUAUUCCUCCAUGCUCUUGCCUCCUGGCAUCUACUCUGGGUUUGAGCUGGCUCAGGUGCACCCCAGGAAGGACACAGAUCUAAGAGGGCCACCCUUUUGCUUUUUAAACUUUCCUGACUCUAAAAUCUUUCUUCUCAGCAGAUACCUUAAAAAUCAGAAGAUCUGUCUGGUUGAGAAAGUAAUUUGAAAUAUUUGACCUUUUAUGUUUCCUUUAUUUAUAAACUGUCUCUAAAAGUUACCUUCAGUAUGUUAGAUCUAGAAGAAUUUUUUUUCUGAAACCGAAUUUUCUUCAUGACCGUAAACAUUCGCACACACCUUGGCUUGAAACAGAGGCAGCAGUCUUAUGUUUUCCCUUCUUUUGUCUGGAGUAUAUUCUUUUUCCAUUUGAAUACAAUUUCUCAACCUUUGGAAUUCUUUUCCUUUCUAGUUUUUCUUAUUCCAUAAAUGUAACAGUAAAGAAAAGAAUGACCCACAAGCCCAGUGAGCUUGAAUCAACAGGCAGCUUGCCCAGAAUGAAGUUUAGCAGAUUUGUUUCAUUGAGCUAGUUGUUCACACACUGUGCUGAGACUUGAACUCAGGUGAGCCUUUGGUGAAGGGUUAAUACUGCUUGGACUCUGGUGGGCUGUUGGAACUUUUAAGGUUCUAAUUUUAUGGUAAGAAUGUGUCUGGCACUAUCUUAAUCAUCUUUGUUGAUGCGAUUUAGGGCAAGGUCUAGAGUUUCUUUUCAUAAUUAUGCCUGAAAAGAGAAAUGGUGUGAAAGAAGGUUCUGAUGAUUUGUGGGGUUCAGUAACAAUCUGAACCAUCUAGUGUGAGUUGUCUUGGAUGCUGCUGCUGACACCCCAUUGAAAGUAUCCCCUAUUUAUAAGGCAAGGCACCCGAGGAGUGACCAGGAACUAAGGACAGUGAAGGGAGAUCUGGUGCCCACCCAAGGCCAGGCCAGGCCUAACUGAUGACUGCUUCCCUCUCCAGACUCUUGUUUUGCCUUUCCGAUUUUUCCCAAAUUGAUAUUACAAGUGUCAAUCUUUCCUUCUCCUCUCUGUGGAAGUGUGGAAUGCAAAUCUUCAGGCCUUGAAGGGAAAACUGCCUGGUCCCUGGGCUGGGGAGGACAUGGGCAAGGACAGGAUGCCUAGGAUUUCCCCCAACCCCAUACUGACCCAGGCCCAGCUGGGGCCGCCUGCUUCCAGCUUUCUCUUCUCGACCACUUAAAAAUGAGUUUUCAAAUCACAACGAAGUUGAUCUAUUUGCAUAAAAUCAGUGCUUUUGGAACUUGACUUAGUUUGACAUGGUUCCCUCUAAGAGAAUGCUAGGGAUUAAAACUAUUUGUAUAUGUUGAAAUUUUAGGCAAAACACUAAACUAUUUAUUACAGGUAUGACUGUAUUUUUUUUCAAAGCAGUUAAUUCUGUCUUUGUAUAUUUUAAGAUAAAUAAUCACUUCACCUUUGGUGCCUUCCAUGUGUCACAUAAGCACUCUUGUCAAUCAUGGAAUUGGAAAAAAGGAUGUACAUUUAGUUAAAACAGAUAACACUAUUUUUGUAGUAUGAUUUUAGACUGUGUCCUUUUAAUAUUGUUUUCCUUUCAACAAUGCUGGUCUUGAGGUUUGGGCCACUUUUCCUUUAAACCUAAUAUGUAUUUUAAAAAACAAAAACAAAACAACAACAAAAAAAAUUUCCCUGCUACUCCUGUCUCUUCUCUGCUGAAUGUCCCCCACAUCUUGUUUCUGCUUAUUUAAAUAGUCUGAGAGUAAUAGUAUAUUUCUGUGAAACAAUUAUGAGUCAGUAUAAUUGCAUUUGGCAUUAUUUAAUCCUUUGCUCAGUUAGAAGAGACUAAGUGUCACUCACCUCGAACAGUAAGAGGAAAAUGUUUCCAAAAGAAAAGGUCACCCAUGCCCUGACUUCCCAUUCAUUGAGUCUGAAAUGGUGGAAAGUGCGUGUUUGGCUCCCUGUCCCGUUCCCCUGGGAACCUGAAGGUAUUCUAAGGCCUGGAGUCUUCCAGGGUAGUCUGGGUGUCACUUGGUUCCCAGAAACACAGUAGCCUUCUUUAGACGUCACUUCCUCUCAGACUUUAUGUAGGUUCAUGGAUGACCUGGGUGUCUCAUGGCCCUCUUGGGGUUUCAGGCCUGGAUGCAGUAGUUGCUUUGCUGCGAGGAACGGGUGAAACCAGGGCACAGGCAGACUCUAUAGUGGCUCCUUCUGCUUUCCCACCCUUGUAGGACUGAGGAUGUCUGGUCAAGGAUAAUCUUGAGUAAACCAGUUGAGCCAUUGCAGAAUGAAGGUACAUAUUUACUGAAACAUGAAAUUGUAGCUUUAUUUUUUUUUUUUGUCCUUCUGAAGAUUCAAAACAUGUAAUUCUAUAAUGACGGAAGUCCAGUCAAAAGCUAAAUAAUAACAGAUCAUUCAUCGGUACUUCAGCUAGUGGCACUUUUGGGGGGCAAUGUUAAUUGUCCCACUUUGCUUGUGGAAAGUAUUUUUGGCAGUUUAUGGACACAGCUGUGGGGCGUUCUGAGGUGAUGGCCACUGGACAAAUGUUGGUUUGUGCUGUUUGGGACAGAGUUCUAUCCUGGCCUCUCAAGUAGACAUGGGUGCUGUGGGGUGAGCCUCCUGUGGCUCUGACUGGCUCUUGGGUUUGUUCCUACACAUUUGAUGUGGUUUGUGGGCCCCAAAGCAUUUGCUCCUGUUGAUUUGUCCCUGACGGUAUACAAAGCCUAACAUUACCCUAGAUCUUCCCCCUUUAUUUCUUUUGAAGGACCAAUUUUUCAUGGUACUUGUCUUGAUUGUUUUCAUUGUUCAAAUCUGUAUUUUUGUAUGUAGAGGGAAAUAAUUUUCUCAACACUAAUCGCUAAUAAAUAUUGUAUUAAAUUGUCAUGAAGGAGUUCUUGUUUAAUAAAUGAACAUAUAAAAAUGC